AUGCAGCGUGAAACGUAUCCAGAGGAGGUCAUGGCACUGUCCGGCAAAGCACCUAACGAAAGUGGGCAGGAAAUUAUAGGAAAACAUAGCUCAAUUUUCCAGCUGAUGCCGAUGCUAGACAACCGCGGCCUGUUGCGUGAGCGUGGUCGAAUCGGGUCCGGGGAAGGAGUAGAGUUUAACGUUCGCCACCCCAUUAUCCUUCCUAGAAAACACCGUGUUACGGAGCUCCUGGUGUUGGAUUUCCAUCAACGUUGUCAGCACGGGAAUUCCGAAACGGUGGUGAAUGAGAUUCGCCAGCUCUAUAAUAUCCCAAGACUACGGUCAGUCGUCAAGAAAGUAAGCCGGGACUGCGCACUAUGUAAGAUUCGCAGGGCGAGGCCAGCGAUUCCCCCGAUGGCGCCGCUCCUUCCGGCGCGUCUUGCCCACCACGAGAGAGCCUUCACUUACACCGGAGUAGACUACUUCGGCCCCCUAAUCGUCAAGCUGGGAAGGUCUAAUGUGAAGCGGUGGAUCGCGUUGUUUACCUGUCUCACAGUGCGCGCCGUUCACCUUGAAGUUGCGUAUACAUUAUCAACAGAAUCCUGCAUAUCGUGUGUCCACCGAUUCGUGGGCCGUCGAGGUCCGCCCGCGGAGUUCUUCAGUGACAACGGGACGAACUUCCAGGGAGCCGAUCGAGUGCUACAACAUCAAAUUAGCCAGGGACUGUCCACGACGUUCACCAGUACCAACACCAAGUGGAACUUCAUUCCGCCAGGAGCCCCACACAUGGGCGGAGCGUGGGAACGCCUGGUUCAAUCCGUGAAGGCUGCAAUGCAGGAAGCAUAUUCGGAGGGAAAGCUUGAUGACGAGGGGCUGCAGACGCUGGUCGUGGAGGCUGAAAGGUUGGUAAACUCAAGGCCUCUGACGUACUUGCCGCUGGAAGCUGAGGAGUCAGAGGCGAUUACGCCCAACCACUUCCUGCUACUGAGCUCAAACGGAAUAAGACCACGUAGCGGGCAAGGAGAAGCUUCCGAACACGGACAUUACCGUGAGCUAGCCCGACGAGAAAUAUUAGGGAAAUCAUGGGAGCUGAUCCAGCGGCAGUUGAAUGUAUUCUGGAAGCGCUGGCUAGCGGAAUAUCUGCCGGUGAUCCGUAGGCAACCGAAGUGGUUCGAGGAAGCCCGUCCCGUAGAAGCAGGAGACUUGGUCAUGGUAGCUGAGCCAACGAAGAGAAAUGGAUGGGAGCGUGGGCGGAUAGUCCGAACUGUCCCAAGCCUGGAUGGCCGAAAUCGACAGGCGGUGGUGCAGAUAGGUUCGAAAACUCUGCUGCGGCCGGUGUCACGGUUGGCAUUGCUUGACGUGAAAGGAUUCUGUGAAACUCCGGAAAACUCCGGAUCACACCCGGGGGAGACUGUCAACGCAGGAAACGGCAAACUGGCAACCUUGUCGCCCUCCGCCUUUAAAGCGCCGCGUUCUGCUGUAAAAGCGUCGCCGCAUAACGAAUGA
This is a messenger RNA of Aedes albopictus (Asian tiger mosquito), 1485 nucleotides long. RefSeq lists its product as uncharacterized. NCBI's taxonomy places the organism in Eukaryota, Metazoa, Arthropoda, Insecta, Diptera, Culicidae. The transcript has a single exon. Gene Ontology annotation, biological process: DNA integration. The record is from RefSeq and is a predicted model, not a curated record. The coding region runs from base 1 to 1485 and encodes 494 amino acids. Gene Ontology annotation, molecular function: nucleic acid binding.